AUGACAUGUCCCAACCCCACAGGGCUGUGCGUAGCAGCAGCAGCAGCAGCAACAGCAGCAGCAGCAACGGGAGCAGCAACAGCAGCAGGAGCAGCAGCAGCGACGCCCCCCGCCCAGACAGCAGCGGCAGCAGCGCAGCAACCGCACAGACAGACACUCGCUGUUGCAUGCCCAGCAUUGCAGAAAGGAACAGCACAGGUGCUGUUCUACAGUAUUCCCGCCGAGGCUGUUCCUGGAGCUCCUGACGAAGCGGGCGGAGCGGAGCCGGACUCAACGUUGAUUCAAAGCCUGUCGAUCUCGGCGCACGAAAACGAACUUUGCUGCCUCUGUCUUAGCGCUGAUGGAUCUCUUUUAGCUUCUGCUUCUGUCAAGGGCACUUUAGUGCGGAUCUUUUCCGCAGCCUCUGGGCAGCUGCUCAAGGAAGUUCGCCGCGGAGUGAACCCGGCCAUAAUUACCUGCCUCUGCAUCAGCCCCUGCAACAGCCUUCUUGCUGCCUGCAGCAACACGGGCACGCUGCACCUGUAUCGUUUGGGUGACGGGGAGGUAGCAGCAGCAGCAGCAGCAGCAGCUGCUGCUGCUGCUGCUGCUGCCACCACCCC
This is a messenger RNA of Eimeria tenella, 599 nucleotides long. RefSeq lists its product as uncharacterized. Lineage: Eukaryota; Apicomplexa; Conoidasida; Eucoccidiorida; Eimeriidae. Gene Ontology annotation, molecular function: phosphatidylinositol-3-phosphate binding; protein binding; phosphatidylinositol-3,5-bisphosphate binding. Gene Ontology annotation, cellular component: phagophore assembly site membrane; cytosol; extrinsic component of membrane. The annotation marks the transcript as partial. Gene Ontology annotation, biological process: autophagy of mitochondrion; nucleophagy; protein localization to phagophore assembly site. The record is from RefSeq and is a predicted model, not a curated record. The transcript is spliced from 5 exons.